Molecule: messenger RNA, 701 nt
Organism: Aspergillus costaricaensis CBS 115574
Lineage: Eukaryota; Fungi; Ascomycota; Eurotiomycetes; Eurotiales; Aspergillaceae
Exons: 1
Coding region: 294-701 (135 amino acids)
Source: RefSeq, a predicted model, not a curated record
GCACUUAGUUCAUACCUAAAGCUGGCUAUUCGUCACCUACUGGGUGUGAUCUGCAUAAGACACAGUGUGAUGCGGAAUCAUGGGCAUGCAUCGCAAGUUUACCAGUGUCUCUCUGCAUGGAUACCUGUCGUGACUAUGGCAGUCACUAACAGACCCUGUUUCGCCAGGCUGAUCUACCUACCCCAGGAUCCCUAAUUUGCUCCAGAUGGGGAGAAAACUGGAGAUAAGUCCUGGACGUCACCACCGCAUGAAUAAGCAUCUCCACUGCGGUGGAUUUCUGGCGAAAACGGCAGAUGCACAGUCGCAAACGAAGCCCAGUCCCCACCACCAUGUCGGAAGACGAUAAUUCUGAACGCGUCCAGCUCCACACCAACGAGGAGAAGCAUUUGCGUCUUCCUUACCCUGAGGGAGCCAGUCCACUAGAAAAUGUCAAGCACAGGGCGGGGGAGGCCUUCGAGGCUAAAAUGGGGUUGAUGCUUGCCCAUGACCCAGUCACAGUUCAGGGCUCGGUUCCGAGUGCCGCCCGUGCCGGUUUGCCGAUGAAACUCUGGCAACAACCAGGACGAUCCUGUGCGAAACUCUGUUUUUGCGAUCCAGAACGUCUGCGCCCCUUCUUUUUAGGUAUCCAUGCUGAUUCUGGCGGCCACCACCCAGUGGCCCGUGUUCCGAGCGGACGUUGCAGGUCCAAAUAUGAUAGGUAA